Messenger RNA from Labrus bergylta (ballan wrasse), 1805 nucleotides. RefSeq names its product Y-box-binding protein 2-B. Gene Ontology annotation, molecular function: nucleic acid binding. Gene Ontology annotation, biological process: regulation of gene expression. The record is from RefSeq and is a predicted model, not a curated record. NCBI's taxonomy places the organism in Eukaryota, Metazoa, Chordata, Actinopteri, Labriformes, Labridae. Gene Ontology annotation, cellular component: nucleus.
CCACCACAAACCCUCAAAGUAGAAGAAGAAGAAGAAGAAGAAAAGUUUCGGGAAGAUCGGGAGGGAGGGGACGCCGCCGCGAAAGUGUAGUAAUCCGAUAAGCGAGCAUGACCGACACCGAGGUGCAGAGCGCUCCUCCAUCGGCUCCUGAAGAAGACAAGCCGCAGCCAGAGAGGAAAGUCAUAGCCACAUUGGUCCAAGGCACAGUGAAAUGGUUCAACGUGAGAAAUGGAUAUGGCUUCAUAAACCGAAAUGAUACCAAAGAAGAUGUGUUUGUUCAUCAGACUGCCAUAAAGAAGAACAAUCCUAGGAAAUUCCUCCGCAGUGUGGGGGAUGGGGAGGUCGUAGAGUUUGAUGUUAUUGAAGCAGCCAAGGGCUCUGAAGCCGCCAAUGUAACUGGUCCAGGAGGUGUUCCAGUCAAAGGCAGCCGCUAUGCUCCCAACAAACGCCGUUUCCGUCGUCGAUUCUUCCCACGCAGCCCUCCGCCCGAUGACCAGAGCAAACCGGCUGAUGGCCAAGCCCCCAAUGGCGAAGGUGAGGGAUCGGGGGAGAACGGGGUACCGAGACCUCAGCAGCGCCGGCGGAGGCCUCGCAGACCACGACCUGAAGAUGGUGAAGCUGAAGAACAAAACGGAGAUGGGGAACAAACACAGCGACCGCAACAGCGUAGAUUCUGGCGACCAUACCGCAGGCCGUUCCGCCCCCGCCCACCUCCUGAUCAUGCUACAGACAGCCAGCAGGCUGCACCAGAAGAGAGCCAGGAGCAAGGCCAGGUGGAGCAAGGCCAGGUGGGGCAAGGCCAGGUGGAGCAAGGCCAGGUGAAGCAGACGGAUGUCUCUGAGGCCCCCCACACCAACGGAGAAACAGCGGAGGGCCAGAAACAACAACGCCGCCAGACUAGACGCCGCAGGCAAAGGAACUCAGAGUCCUCUACCUCCAAAAAUGACACAGAGAAGUCUGCAUCAGACCCUGGUACGCCCCCACAGACCUCAAAACCAGCUGACCUCAAAUCCACAACAAAAUCUCCAAAGGUCUCUCCAAAAUCCUCUCCAAAAACCUCUCCUAAAACGACAAAAACAACUGAGCCGGAAGCUGCAUCAACAGUCCCAGCACCGACAGAGUGAUGCCUGCAAGAGGACAGUCACGUGACCCUUGGCAAGAGGUCUUGGGGUUGGAGGACUGGACUAUUUAAGAACACGUGCACUGCUCUCCCCUCCCUGCACCCCCUCCCCAUCCUCCAACCCACUCUGUCUCGCUGUCGUCCCUCAUCCCCUCUCCCUCCCCUCUCAUUUUUGUUUUGUGUUGUCUGUCUAGACACUGACAUUUGGAGAGGGUUGAGGCUGGGAUAAAGGGGGGGAUGCAUACAGGUGGGAGGUGGGUGCAUAUUUAGACAUUUGAAAGUACAUCUUUAAAAAAAGAAAAAUGGGAAAGAAAGGACAAUCUGCUUGGUAGCCCAGUUAUUCCAACCCCCCUUUAAAUGUAUUUUUCUUUAGUUGCCUAAUUACGGGACACUUAGAGAAGUUUAAAGAGGAACCAGCCUUGUUUUUUAUUUAACUUGUUUUAAUUUGGUUGAAGAGGGGAAACCCAAGCAGGUGUGAAGUUGGUGGUGCAUUAUGGGAGUCAGUUUAGUUCCGUUACCACCUUAAGUCUUAAAUCUACUACUCCCUUCAUGUUCUCAGUUGAGGAUAAAUAAGAAGAAACGUUAUAUUUUUGUUGUACUUUUAUGUGUGUGCUUUUCUUUGGAGGGGAUUAUGUGCAAUGUCAGAACUUAAAUGCUAAAUAAUAAAUCAUGUGUGCAAACCUCA